This is a messenger RNA of Aspergillus aculeatus ATCC 16872, 1062 nucleotides long. Its product is annotated as dienelactone hydrolase family protein. The record is from RefSeq and is a predicted model, not a curated record. The transcript has a single exon. Bases 121 to 972 code for a protein of 283 amino acids. Gene Ontology annotation, molecular function: hydrolase activity. NCBI's taxonomy places the organism in Eukaryota, Fungi, Ascomycota, Eurotiomycetes, Eurotiales, Aspergillaceae.
AUCUCAGCUUCUAUAUAAUUCCCCUAUCCUUUUUCCUCCAUGAUCACAUUCAAGUCAUCCUCACAUUAGACUCACAAUAUUUCCAAUAUUUCCUCUUGAACCAUCCAAACAUAUAUCAAAAUGGAUGCCCCCUCCUGCGAAUGCAUCAAAGGCACCAUUCACGCCGGCCAACCCGUUGGCAGCGAAGAAUCGCUCCACGGACUCAACGUCUACGUGACCGGCAACCGCACCAACCCUCGUGCUAUCAUUGUCGUCUACUCCGAUAUCUUCGGCCUUCCUCUCCCCAACAACCGUCUUAUCGCCGACGCUUACGCCAAGUCCGGCAACUACCUCGUCUACCUCCCGGACUUCUUCGAGGGCGAUCCUGUUCCCCUCAAGACGGCCGACGUAUUACUUCCCGUCGACGCGAGCAAGCAGUCUACUCUAGCCAAGUACACGGGCAUUCUAGCAGCCGCGCCAGCCUUUCUGCUGUGGUGGAGAAGACAUCGCGAGGCCCAUACCCACAAGGUGUGCUUUGACUUCCUGGCCAACUUGCGACGGGAUACCCCGGCCGAUCGGAAGAUUGGGAUGGUCGGGUUCUGCUGGGGCGGCAAGUACGCGCUCCGGGCUGGGUUGGAAAGGAAUGGGAUUGAGGGGCAGGACGGGAAGAAGGUCCCUCUCGUGGAUGCAGUGGUCGCGCUGCAUCCCAGCCAUGUCGCGUUACCGGAUGAUGUCGAGGAUCUGGUAGUUCCGACGAGUGUCGGAUGGGGGUUGGAGGAUCAGGGAGUCAACAUUGCCAUCAUGGGCCAGGUGGAAGAGGUACAUGAGAAGGAGAGGCAGAAGGAGAGACAACUGCCGGAGAUUCAACACAAGGUGUACAAGCCGGGUAGGCACGGGUUUGCGGUUAGGGGGAAUCCCGAUGAUCCCUUGGAGAGGGCUUGUCUGGAGGAUUCGGAGAAGCAGGUGCUGGACUGGUUUGCUCGGUGGUUGUGAUGGCGUAUAUGGCUGUGCAGGUAGCCGAGAUCUGUCAUUGAAUUACCGUCUUAGUUAAUAAUGUCCACCCUUGCAUAAUGAAUAUUCUAC